Molecule: messenger RNA, 1059 nt
Organism: Suillus paluster
Lineage: Eukaryota; Fungi; Basidiomycota; Agaricomycetes; Boletales; Suillaceae
Exons: 7
Coding region: 1-1059 (352 amino acids)
Source: RefSeq, a predicted model, not a curated record
AUGUUCACACACCUCGGGGCUAGGGCACACAUCCAGGCAUCACAUUAUACGCUUGCAAGUCUAACAUCCUCCGACUUGGGGAACGAGACUGUUUUGGGGCCAUGGGAGUGUUUGACUCGAAGUCGGCUUACUGGGCCCUAUACUCUGCGGGAUCUCGCAGCAGUUGCGCUAACGUGUCGUACAUUGAGUGGUUCUACGCUCGACGUGCUAGCUAUGGAAUACCCAACUCGGGAUAGUGAUUAUGAACCAGACGAGGAUCGGAGUAUUCAGUCUUAUGAUGAACCAUCCCUGCGUCGGAACAUCUUGGUGUUCCCGAAAGGCAUGGGGAACAUUAGAGACAUCUCAUUUGUGCCAUUAUCCCGUAGUAGCCUCACAAGUUUCGAAGUUUAUCCCGAAUUCAACAUGAAAGUGGAAAGCUGGCCAUUACUUUCGAAUCUACUCGAUGAUCUUCCUCAGCUGAGGACGAUGAGAUUGGGAGAACAUCUGGAUCUUGGUAUCUACGGGCACGUUGCCGAGGGUCCUGGCCUCGUUGGCCUUCAGAUGUUCCCUCGUUUGCAGAAACUGAAAUUAUCAAGUGAUACCAAUUUUGCUGUUGGUUUCUUGACAGCAUUACAGUCGAUGGUAGUCCGUCGGAGUCGGCUAGGAACCAGCCUGAGCACUUCGACCGUCAUCGACUCUUUUCGUCCUUGCGAGGAACUUGCGACAACUACUAUAGAUGCCGGCCCUCUGGCCACGUUCGCAAGGCCUUCUCCAAACUUACUGCGUCUUCAGCUUGGUAUCCCGUGGGAUACGGCAGAGUUGCCAGUGCUCGAUGACGAAACGCUUACUAUCUUGUCAUCGCGCCCCACGUGUUCCGCUUGCACGCAGAUAGUGGUGAAUGUGGAUUCACCCUGGGACAAUCCAGAAGUAGUGGCAAAAUUUUCGCCACGGUGUUUCCUGGCAGAGCAAUCAAGAUCGUACUUGCUACACCUUUCUGCCGGAAGUUGCCAUCCGAACAUCCCUCAGAUAGGUGGCAUGGAGUUGUGGAAUAACUGGAAUUGCUCAGGAGGUCACAGCUGA